This is a messenger RNA of Nomia melanderi (Alkali bee), 7377 nucleotides long. The record is from RefSeq and is a predicted model, not a curated record. Lineage: Eukaryota; Metazoa; Arthropoda; Insecta; Hymenoptera; Halictidae.
ACUAGAAAUAUUCAACAGCUUCCAAUCAGUUACAGAUUACAAGCCUUUAAGACGAAUUCAACGAGGGAAUGUGGAUAAGUUAAGAAGCAAAGUUAUUAUUUCAAUAUUUCCAAUAUUCGUGGAUUGUAACCAAAUCGAAUUGCUAUAGCUCAUUCAAUUAAACGUUCAAUUUGUAUACUACAAUGCUACCUAAUGCGACAUCGAGCAAGAUGAGCGCGCCAUAAUAAUGAUUCAAUGAUUUGAAUUUUUAAUUAUUAGAAAUUAUAUUAUUAAUAUUUGAAUUUUUUUCUCCUUUGACGAAUGUCGGCAUUCCGAAAUUUUCAUAUUCCAAAGACCAAGUCGCAAAAGGAUGAUUCAAUUACUCAAAUAGCAGAUCAGCGCGUAGUUUCCUUUUUUAUCAAUUAUGCAACUUAUAUGUAAUUUAGCACUUCUUUGUAUAUUUGAAAGAUCUAAUAAUCUUAAGGUAGUUUUCUUAAAAUUCAUUGAAAAAUUUCAUAUUAGAACUGGUGCAAUAUUGGAGCUUACAGAGUUCAAAGGGUUAACCCUUAGCACUCGAGGGCUCCGUUGCAGAGCCACUUAAAAUUUGUCAUUACAAACUGUCGACAUAUAAUUUAACUUCAUCUGCUGAAGCUUUUGGACAUUUCGACACUUUAGCCGGAGAAUUUGUUUGUAAGAAGAAGCCUUCAACUUUAACCCUUAACACCUUAAGCGCCACGAGAAUUCUGAAUGUUUUAUAUUGAUUUGUUCCUUUGUAGCAAAGGUAAAUAGGAAUUAUUAAGUACCCUAGUUGAAAAUUAUUUAACUGCUGCAACAGCAGAAAAUCGGUACAUAGUUUCCUAAUUCUCCAUUAUUUAACAGAUUCUCCACAGAAUCCUCGUCCGCAAAGAGUUAAUUAUUCCUCAUCGGAAUUCUUACGUUACUGUUGCUAACUAACUUCUGUUACUCGACAGUUCUAGUCGGCAGCAGUCAUCUUGCAUGUCGGAAUGUUUGUCAAGCAAGUCGAGCGUCGGUUAUUGACCGACACUGCGCUCCUAUGUCGAGCGUGACUCAGUUUUAUUUACAGGUACGAUUCUUUAUCAACGCAUCAUUUCAAUGAUGAGAAGGUAAAAUCAACGAACUCAGGAGAAUGGCUUAAAUUUAUAAAAAUCUGGGUAAAUAAUUGCUUUCAAUAUUAUUAGUAAGUAAAAUGCAUCAAAUCAAAUGUGAUAACAGAGUCAUCGAGGAAGAGAUGCAAAGAAAUUCAAGUUGCAAAGGGUGUCGUGUAAUAAUGUACUUGAUGUAAUAAUUUGAGAUCAGUUAGGAGCGCUAAUAGCAUGCGAUGGAUUAAUAAAAUUCGAUACUUUGUAUCAGGUGUCCGUCCGACGCACUGGAUGGCUGGCCCGGCCGACGACAACAACGAUCCCGUCGAAGGUCUUAUUCCCACGAGUUCAAAGACUAUUUUAAUGUCGAAGUUCCCAUAAAAAGGGGAUGCACGCACCACAGGACACGAACAACGAGCAUAAUAGCGUUCAUUUAAAUCAACUUUCCGCGAACGCCGGACAAGGACGGCGGCGGGGACAGGAUUCAGCGAUCGGGCACAGGAAAUUUGCAUUUCUCGGCGAGCCGCGGACGCCGCGCGAAACUAACUAACUCCGUCCGAAAUCUUUCGGAUGAACGGAGAAUAAUGAAGUCAGUUUUCGUCGAUGUGAGUCGUGGGUUAAUAGUUCAACGGCUGGCAUCCAUUCACUCUUCCCGUGUAAUCUCGGUUUGCCCUCGUUCGAGCUCGUCUUCCUGUGCACACGAUCACCGGGAGUCACAAAACAAUUACCCUCGCAAAGGAAAUGGAAAUGCGAGGAGAGAUUCAGGAAGAGAUGUAUCUAGAACGCAUUGAUGCUGCGAUUAUGGUCAGAAGCCUGCCUUUUUAUAGCUGAAUACGUCGUGUAAUCGUUUCAGAAGCUGUAGCAUGAAUUUUUUCAAUCUCUGUUUCCUGGACUUCCAUUGGCUACUGAGCGACUCAGUUGAACUCUUCAAAGGAACCUGGAGAAUACUGGCUUCCGUCUAUCGAUGGUUCAACCACAAUCAAUCUGUAAGUUAAUAAUUGAAUUAUCAAUUCCUGUCUUAUCCUAUUGAUUGGUUUCUCAAUUUCUGUUUCCACUAAGAAAUUAUUAAUUAUUAAAUUAAAAAAAUUAUUAAUGACAAAGUAGCCAUAUCGAUCAGAGUUAAGAAAGAAAUCAUCCAAAGAGUUAAUGAAACAGCGAGCAAAGAGUGUCUCCACACAUAUGCACCGAUACGAAUCAAUCCUCGAUGAGCGUCACUGAUCUAAUCUAUACCAGGUAGAAUCAUUUCGCGAUAAGCGCCCUCAACGAGCUAGUAAUCGCAGUUACAUCCAAGUUGGAAUAUUAACAAGACAGUUGUCAUCUGGAAUUCGAGUCGACGAAAUAACAUUCUUCUAUUUUAGAUUAACAAGACAGUUGUCAUCUGGAAUCCGUCUCGACAAAAUAACAUUCUUCUUUUAUUUUAGAUUAACAAGACAGUUAACAAGUAUUACCAAGACAGUUGUCAUCUGGAAUUCGAGUCGACGAAAUAACAUUCUUCUUUUAUUUUAGAUUAACAAGACAGUUAACAAGUAUUAACCAGACAGUUGUCAUCUGGAAUUCGAGUGGACGAACGUGGAAGCCUAAACGAGCGGUAUCUGUCUACGCCGGAUCGGUACGUCGGCUCGUCCGUUCACGCGACGGCAUACCUUAACGAUCAUAGGGUCCCGUGGAUCACGCUCCUCGAUCGUACCAGCGUGUAUUCGUUAGCCCGUGGGCGGCCUAUCGCGGCGUGUGUUUGCACGCGAGUGUAACAUUACUGUUCAGUGGCCGCAGGGUACCGCAGGGCACCGCACCGUGCAACGUUUACCUCGGGAACAAUACUUGGGAAAUGUUCCUCGCGACUCGUUCUGCCCGGUGAACUUUUCCUUCCGUGUCUUAACCCUUUGACGACGAACGUCGACGUCUCGAGAUCGUAUUUCAGAUUGCUAGAUUACAAGACAACCUGGAGUGCUAAGGGUUAACUUCAGCUGAAGGUUUGAGAUAUUUCAAGGAAUCUUCGUCUGCGAAGGGUUAAAAUGCGUUGAGUCGCAACGCUCUGGAUCUGCUUGAAAUCAGCACGAACAUUGAUAAGACCGAUCGUUGUGAAACGCCAGUCCGUAGCACGGCAUAGCACGCGGUAAGAUGGCCGUGUACAGGCUGUGCUGGUCGCUCGCUCGCGUCUGGUUUUCCCUGUGCUUUCUCGCGUGUACGGCAUUGUGUCAGGAACAAAUAUCGGCCGGCAGUCGGUAUUAUGGCCGAGACGGUGUGUAUGUGCCAGCGAACGGGCCCGAUCACAGGCCCGACACUUAUUUUUACAAGGAUAGAAGGUACGGGUACCGUCCCAGUUACCUGGACCCUGAUUACAAAAGGCCGCCCAAAGGAUCGGACGAUCGUUACCAUUACGAGGAUACCACUUCGAGAUUGCCGUUGCCUGGUAUAUUAGGUGGUUGGCGGGAGGAUCUUCAGGGAAAAGAACGACAGGGUUCUAAGCAUUUGGAGAGGGAUGUUACCGUUUCUACUACCUAUGGAGAAGUAGAGGGAUUCAAAGUUUAUUUGUACGACGAUCCGGAGGCUAGACAUAGACCUUGGAGUUUACCGGUCGAAAGGGUUACCAGGCAUGUCAAUGUAUUUUUGGGUAUUCCUUACGCUAUGCCUCCUACGAGGGAAGGUCGGUUUAAGCCUCCUCGACCUCAUAGGGGUUGGCAACUGUUGCAAGCUGUCGAUUGGGGACCCGCGUGUCCUCAACCUAGUGCGUAUACUGGUGCAACUAAAGGAAUUAAGGAUGUGGAUGAAGAUUGCUUGUAUUUAAAUAUCUUCACACCUACGAUUAAUUCUGGUGAACGUCUACCAUAUGCUGUAAUGUUUUAUAUUCAUGGUGGAGAGUUCACUCAUGGAGCUAGUAACUUGUUUCCUGGUCAUAUGUUAGCUGCAUUUUACAAUGUAGUGGUAGUGUCUAUCAAUUAUCGGUUAGGGGCACUGGGAUUUCUGAGCACAGGAGAUGAGAAUAGUCCUGGUAACUAUGGACUUUUGGACCAAGCAAUGGCAUUACGAUGGGUGUAUGAUAAUAUUCGAGCCUUCAGUGGUAAUCCUGAUGCGAUAACACUGUUUGGGCCAGGUGCUGGUGCAGCUAGCGCUGGAUUGUUGAUGGUUGCUCCUAGGACUAGAGAAAUGGUGUCAAAAGUAAUAGCUCAGUCGGGUUCUGCAUUAGCAGAUUGGGCAGUUAUAAUAGACAAGUACAGGGCCCAGAAUACUUCCAGAGUAUACGCUGAAAUGUUGGGUUGUAGUAUAGAAAGCAGCUGGAAGUUGGUUCAGUGUUUGAAAGAUGGACGAAAUUUCCUUGAAUUGAGUAAUUCUCCAUUAAAGCCGCAUAUUGGAAUGUUUCCAUGGGCACCUGUAUUUGAUGUCAAUUUUACAGUACCUGGUGAUAAUUUAUACGAAGAUUGGAGAGCAUCAGACUGGCAUUUCUUUACAGAAACACCUGAAGAAAGUAUUAAGCAUCGUAGAUUUAAACAUGACUUAGCAUACAUGGCUGGUGUUACUACUCAAGAGGCAGCGUACAUAAUAUACAACAAUGCCACAUUGGCAAGGAAUCAAUACAUGAUAGAUCCAGAAUUAUUUGACCAAAAAAUCUGGGAACUUGUCCUUCAGUAUAAUUACACUCUGAACCAGCAAGGUGUUUAUGAAGCUAUAAAAUAUAUGUACACUUAUUGGCCGGAUCCGAAAAAUGUUACACACAUUCGCGAUCAAUACAUCAAUUUGUUAACUGAUUUUCAUUAUGUGGCUCCAUUUGAUAAAAUUGCAAAGUUAUUAGUAGAGAAACGUGUGCCUACUUACUUAUAUGUAUUGAACACUACUGUGGAAGCACUAUCAUUGCCACAGUGGAGAAGAGUACCUCACGAUACCGAACUUCUUUGGCUCACAGGAGCACCAUUCAUGGAUGUUGAAUUCUUUCCUCAAAAAUGGAAACUAAGCCGAGACAUGUGGACUGAUAAUGAUCGCAAUAUGAGCCAUUUCUUUAUGAAGGCAUAUUCAAAUUUUGCAACAUACGGAAAUCCUACAACUUCGCAAAUUCUGGGACUUCACAUGGAUGUUGCCAGACAAGGACAGUUACGAUACUUAAAUAUUAAUACCACCUUCAACAGUUCAAUUCAAUUAAAUUACAGACAAACAGAAAGUGCCUUUUGGUCUGCAUAUUUGCCAACUGUCAUUGGCCGCUUAGUACCUACAUACCCUCCAGUCACCGAGUACUGGUGGGAACCAAAGCAACCCUUGCAAAUUGCAUUUUGGUCGGUCUCUACAGCUUGUUUACUGUUAAUCGUACUCUCUGUUGUAUGCUGCAUGCUUUGGCGUAACGCCAAAAGACAAUCUGAUCACUACUAUAGCGGGGACAUCUUGAUGGUACGAGACGACGAACCCUCGGAGGGAAUCGAGAAUCUGACUCGUACCUCCAAGGAGAACGUUUAUGAAUACCGGGACGCGCCGCCGCUCAGAUCCAGGGUCACGCGGCAGAACGAAGCGAAGCUUCAAGAACGAUUGACGCAAAACCGGAAGUUCAGCUCAACCCCCUCGCUUAGAAGUAACUCGAACAUCUCGUUGAAGGACAUGCGUUCCGAAGGAUUCGUUACCAGUUCACCAAAUGGCCACCCGAAGCUGAACAAAGCGAUGAGUCAGUCCUCGUUGCGCAAAAGUAGAACGCAGCUUGUUCAGGGUGUCCCGCAGACAGCUGUAUAAUAUUCUCAUCGCGCAACCCUUUACUCAUGAUACUUUUUAUUUUAUUUAUUUUACACAACGACGCACAAAAAGGAAUUUUUCACGCAGAAUGACUGAAUUAAAUGUUAGGGAAUUCAGAUGAACAUCUCGUCCGUCCACGAAAGGAUUGUUACGUGUAACGAUUCGUAUUUGUACAUACGUCGAUACUUAUUUUGUACGUUCUUUUUUAUACCGAUUUUAGAUUUGUAAGGAUCAACGUUGUGCCUUGUAGGAUAUAUGAAUAGUUUUUUUUUACAAAUGAACAACGCACGUUAUAAUAGUAAUAUAUUUUACAUAACGACAGAAGUCACGACAAACAUACUUCAACAAAAUGCAUUUUUUUAUAUAUCUCUUUUAUCGUGAAAGGGACAUAUAUAUAUAAUUAUAUAUAUAGAAAUCAUAUAUUUAUACGCGACUACGUUUGUAGUAUUAUUAGAGAACUUAGUUGUAGUCAAACCGAUCUCAUUUUCACCGUUGACACAAUUUCAUCUAUAUGUUUAAGUUUCAAAAGUCUAGUAAUACACGAUAUCUAAUUAUAGAGACAUAGAUUAUUUUAUUGUGCGAGAGAUUAAAUAUAUAUAUAUAAUAUAUUAUAUAUCAUAUUUAAGCGUCGUUCUGUACGGAAAAGGUUCGAAAGCAUUUAAUAUUAAAUCACGAUAUACCUGCCGCAAAUAUUGCAAUUGUCAAAGAACACUUGAUUAAAUAUAUAUUUAAGGUUUUUUAUAUAAUUAGAGUAUAUAUUGUUACAAGUAAAGUCUAAAUGUUAAAGUAAUCUAUAUCCAUUGCGACAAUAUUCAUUAUGCACAUUUUGUUUAUUAAAUGUCGCGCGACGAACGUGACUGUAAAUGAGAUUUCUACUGUUGAAUGAAGAAACAUGGGACCAAAAAGAACAGAUGUAAUCAUUGACGUGUCCGUAUUAAAUUUCUUUUCUACAGUUGGAAUAUUAAUUGUAACAUUUCGAUAGAAACAUUCAGAGAAAGGGAAAGAGAGAGUAGAUCGCGAAGAGCGAAGCAAAUACAAUUUCGAUCCCCUUCGACUGGAAGUGAAAUAUCCGGGAACAGCGAUAUUGUUGUUAAAGUGUCAGGAACGACCUGUACUUUUGGCAGCAGCUGCUGCUCUGUCCAAGUAUGGCAGUAAAUCUAAAGAGAAUCUGGAAGUCUUGUUCGAUCUUGAGAUCGUGGAAAGUGUGAUCCCGUUAAUUGAACACGAAGACCUGUUCACGCGAAGGUUUCACUUAUUUUUUAAUAUCGAUUUCUAACAUUAAUUUGAAUAAAACUCUUUAUCUCUUAACGUACGAUCGGCAGAUUUGCAGCAAAAUUACUGGCAGAAAUGAUACUCAUUCCCAAUGUCCGAAACUUUCUGAUGGACAGUAGCUACUAUAUUUGUUACUUCGCCAAAGUUUUCAUCUCUGACAAGGAUUUGUUCAUGCAAGAAUUUUCCUCUUCGAUAUUGGCAGAAAUAUCAAAUGAUUUGUUUGGUGCAGCACAAUUGUUGAAACAAUGCUCAAACAUGAACUUCUUGUUCGAAAGAGUUCAGUCGCCUGAUCCAGACGUGAAAAAGAACACCUUAGAAA